Messenger RNA from Varanus komodoensis (Komodo dragon), 3187 nucleotides. It is a transcript of the gene LANCL2, whose product is annotated as LanC like 2. Gene Ontology annotation, biological process: peptide modification; carbohydrate metabolic process. The transcript has 9 exons. Gene Ontology annotation, cellular component: plasma membrane. Bases 107 to 1498 code for a protein of 463 amino acids. Lineage: Eukaryota; Metazoa; Chordata; Lepidosauria; Squamata; Varanidae. The record is from RefSeq and is a predicted model, not a curated record.
CUCUGCAGCCUCCGGAGCGCGUUGCACUUAUUAUCAUCACUGCCGGGGGAGUGUGUCCUCGCCGGCUCGCCGUGCCGCGGUGGGAGGGCAAGGGGGCAGGGCUGACAUGGGAGAAGGCAUGUCCAAAAGACUGAAGGUGCAACUGGGAGGCGAAGCGGAGAUGGAGGAGAGGGCGUUCAACAACCCCUACCCGGAUUAUUCGCCCCAUGGAGCCGCCGCCUCCGCGGCCAGCGUUGCUCCGUCUUCCCCCAGCGACGAGGAAGGCAAGCGAUGCCGUUCGGCUUCGCCCCAGAGGGACGAUUCUCUCCCUUUCGACAGCGACGGGAAGAUCAGCCCUUCUUUCAAUAAAAGGAUCACAACUAAAAUUAAGGAUCUGUUGCAACAAAUGGAAGAAGGACUAAAGACUGCAGAUCCACAUGACUGCUCUGCGUAUACUGGCUGGACAGGAAUAGCCCUCUUGUACCUUCAGCUGUACCACGUGACAAAGGAGCAAAGUCACUUACAGCGGUCCCUGGAUUACGUGAAGAGAAUACUGCGCAAUCUGAAUGGAAGGCGGGUUACGUUCCUCUGUGGUGAUGCUGGACCCUUGGCAGUGGGAGCCGUGGUAUACCACAAGCUGAAGAAUGACAGUGAAUCCAAGGAGUGUGUGACCAAACUACUACAGCUCCAGAGAAUAGUCAUCGCCACAGAUUCUGACCUUCCAGAUGAGCUGCUGUAUGGAAGAGCCGGUUACCUGUAUGCCUUGCUUUAUCUGAAUACUGAAAUUGGUCCGGAGACAGUGCCGCAGUCUGUUAUCAAAGAGGUGGUAGAUGUCAUCAUUGAAUCCGGUAAAAAUUUUUCCAGAGAAGAGAGGAAAACAGAACGCUGCCCACUAUUGUACCAGUGGCACAGGAAGCAGUACGUUGGUGCAGCCCAUGGUGUGUCUGGGAUCUAUUACAUGCUUAUGCAGCCAGCAUCCAAUGUGGAUCAGGAGAUUUUGACGGAGCUGGUGAAGCCAAGCAUUGACUAUGUGCGUCAUAAAAAAUUCCGAUCUGGGAAUUAUCCAUCAUCUUUAAGCAACGAAACUGACAGGCUGGUUCACUGGUGCCAUGGUGCCCCUGGAGUAAUCCAUAUGCUCAUGCAAGCAUAUAAGAUUUUCAAAGAAGAUAAAUAUUUGAAGGAUGCCAUGGAAUGUAGUGAUGUCAUUUGGCAGAGAGGAUUAUUGAGGAAAGGGUAUGGGAUCUGCCAUGGGACUGCUGGAAAUGGCUACUCCUUCUUAUCCCUCUACCACCUAACUCUGGAUAAAAAGUACCUCUACCGAGCAUGCAAGUUUGCAGAGUGGUGUCUUGAGUAUGGAGCACACGGAUGUCGUAUUCCUGACAGGCCUUACUCGUUGUUUGAAGGAAUGGCGGGAGCUAUCCACUUCCUUUCUGACAUAUUGGUCCCUGAGAAGUCCCGCUUCCCAGCAUUUGAACUCACUCCUCCAAGGAAAGAAAACAAAGAGGAGUGCAACAGCUAAAUAGAAACUGAAGAUGGUGCCAAAAGCAACAAGGAUGCUUAGUGCCUAAACCAGCGUUGGAGUCUGAGCAAAGAGCGAGCGCUUUCUCAUCCGUUCUCCAAAGGACCAUGUUCGUCAUUGUCACAUGAGCGAGGGAAUUCACACCUAGAUAGGUCAUGUAAAGAGAUGCCUUUAGCUGUGUUAAAGAGCAAUCUUAAGUUUGUUGGGCCUCUCCCAUUCUGGUUUUCACAGUUGUCUCUUCAGGUCUUUUGAGUGUUUGCAUGUUUCUUGGUGUUGUCCGUAAAGUGUGACUCUUUUCUGUUGUUUGUUGAAAAGCUGAAACUGUUCUGUGACAUCCAGUGUUUUCCUGUGCAUGACUGUAAUGACAACACAGCUCUCUUUCUGCAGCUGGACAUGUGAGGAUCAAGUUGGCUGAUCUUAGUCCAAACUCACAAUGUUCAAUUCACCGGCCAUAGUUUUUUCCAAGACAUCAGUCAAGGGCAUGAUCCAGUCAUGUUUACCUCUUUCAAAGCCCCACUGAUUUCUAUGAACAUGUUAAGGAUGUGCCUAAAUGUCUCCUGUGGAAAUGAGGAAGAACUUAAGAGUGCUCAGCUUCUGACCGAAUUAUACCCAGAGAAGUUCUUCUCCUCCCACAUCAAACUUUUUAAAGCUUUUAGUCCACCCAAAGUGAAGAAUUUCAUCCCAUUGAAAUUUGUGGGACUUAGUCGUGCUCUUAAGUUUUGUGCACACUUAAACAGAAUAACAUGGUCUCUCCCUCUCUCAACGUUUCGCUUUCUUCUUGGUCCUCACAAAGCCUGUUUCCAAGCUCCUCCUUUUUAUGAGACCAGUCUUCAGAUUUGGCAAUUGUGAGCACUCUCUGAAACAACCCUUUUAGUGCAAGGAAGGGGUCCCAUGCACACAUGAAGCGGACAACUCACGUCCAUGUUGCAGCUUGCUGUGAUUACAAUGCUGUCAUUUUGCGGGGAGGAAAACCAGCCCUUUGGUGCUGUUGCUUUGUGCAGGGCCACAGGUAAGCAGCUACAGCCAGGGUGGGUAACUUGUGGCCCUCCAGUUGUUGCUGGACUGCAGCUAACACGAUUCCUCACCAUUGGCUGAGCUGUCCAGGGCUGCUGGGCACUGCAGUGCCAAAGACAUCUGGAGGGUCACAACUUGCCCAGCCUUGGGCUACAGGAAGCAAACAGCUUGCUGCUGCAGUACAAAUCUUCUCAAAAGGGGUCAAAAUUCCCUCAUUAACAGCAAAGCUGUAGGUGCCUCUGUCGGGUUACUUAGGCUGCCUCAGCAUUUUUCAGUAUUCUAUUAAAGAGCUAGACUGUGAAUGUGCAUUUCUCAUGGCCAAAGUUCUCAACAAAUAGGCUGUUCCUCCUCUUAAUUUACUCCAUUGAUCUGUUUUCACAUCUUCUAAAAAAAACUGAAGAAAAAUCAAGACAAACUCAGUGGCUUCCAGUUGCUGUUAAUGCGGAAAUGAACCCCACUUUCAAAAUAAGAUGUUUAGAUGCUACAAAGUAUGUUCUAAUUUUGUGAAGACUGUGGCACUGGUUUUUUGUCUUAAUGGGAAAAGGACAGCCUUUUGGAGUAAGUGGAAGUCUUUUGUAAGAUGGGACGGUGGAUCGGGGGGAGGGAAUGGGGAUUGUUCUCACAAUGUUUUGCUGUUCAAAUUGUUUUCCAAAUGAAUAAAUAAAUUUAGCUAAA